Messenger RNA from Brugia pahangi, 468 nucleotides. Lineage: Eukaryota; Metazoa; Nematoda; Chromadorea; Rhabditida; Onchocercidae. The record is from the annotation of a GenBank genome assembly.
AUGGAUAAAACUUACUAUGAUCGAUGGGCUGAUAACGACAACGAGAAGUUAACAGAGUCUUGUCGUCUUGGACCGACUGAUGGAUCCAAAAGCAGUUUCAUUGCAUCCCAAUCCUUCGAAAACGCUGAAUUUCAAGAAUCCUCUGAAGUUGAGCUUGAAAUGAACCGAUACUAUGGUUUAACUGAAGUUGAUUGCAGUCUACAAGAUGCCAUAAUGCGGAUGAUUUAUGCGCAAAAAGUGCUUAAUAAAGUGACGCUAACAAAUAAGAGUGCCGAAUUCUGCCAACUGCUGGAAGAUUUCAUGCAUAACAUUGGAGGAAUGCAAAUGAAGCUAAAAGCUUUACUUUCACCAUUUGCAAAUAUGGAACAAUUUUGGACGGACCCCCUUCCCAUGACCAAUACCGACCACAGCACAGCAGGCACUACAACAUCACUAUUUGGUAAUACGCCGAUCAACGAACAAACAUGA